This is a messenger RNA of Monopterus albus (swamp eel), 817 nucleotides long. RefSeq names its product histone H2A.Z. The coding region runs from base 107 to 493 and encodes 128 amino acids. The transcript is spliced from 5 exons. Gene Ontology annotation, cellular component: nucleosome. Gene Ontology annotation, molecular function: structural constituent of chromatin; DNA binding; protein heterodimerization activity. The record is from RefSeq and is a predicted model, not a curated record. NCBI's taxonomy places the organism in Eukaryota, Metazoa, Chordata, Actinopteri, Synbranchiformes, Synbranchidae.
GAGACAGUCGUAGGCGCGUGUUGUAAUUCAAACCAGUAGUAGGUAUUUGCCACAGAGCCGCUCGAAUUUGUGCAAUAGCGUCGGAAAUAACUUGUGCAUUUUAAAUAUGGCUGGUGGUAAAGCAGGUAAAGACUCUGGGAAGACCAAGACGAAGGCGAUUUCACGCUCGCAAAGAGCAGGACUGCAGUUUCCAGUGGGUCGUAUCCACAGACACCUCAAGUCGAGGACCACCAGCCACGGCAGAGUGGGGGCCACAGCAGCGGUGUAUAGCGCGGCUAUUCUUGAAUACCUCACUGCCGAGGUACUGGAGUUGGCAGGAAAUGCAUCGAAGGAUCUUAAAGUGAAGCGUAUAACCCCACGCCACUUGCAGCUGGCUAUCAGAGGAGAUGAAGAAUUGGAUUCACUUAUCAAGGCCACUAUUGCUGGUGGAGGUGUGAUCCCUCACAUUCACAAGUCUCUGAUUGGAAAGAAGGGCCAGCAGAAGACCGUAUAACCUGAAGUGCUCUAGAAGCCGUGUCAUCUCAGGAUGAAGCCUGCAUCAAGUGGUUAAAUGUCUUAGAUUAGAACACCUUUAGGAGUUAUUUGUAUGGUUGGGCUUGCAUUUACUCACCUGGGGUAUUUUAAAGUGGCUUCAGAGAAGCUCAUUUUUUUGUUUUGGCCUUUGUCCUGGUGUUGCGGUUUGAAAUUUGCUUUUGUGGCAUUCCCAUGUUUAAAGUGGUGUUUUAAUAAAGCUCUUAUUGGGCAGUUGCAGUUUGUGCUUUCAGUUCUUGCCUGUUCAUGAUCUCCAUUUUCUACAAAUAAAAUCAGUUGGCUACCC